AUGCGCGACAUUUAUGUUGUUGUUUGUGGCGGUAAGAUGGCGGCGCUCGGAGACACCUCAGCUCCGGAGGUGAAUGGGUUAAUACAACAAUUCACAGCAAUAACAGGGGCCACGGAGAGCGUAGGACAACACAUGUUGGAAGCAUGCAGCAACAACCUGGAGAUGGCAGUGACCAUGUUCCUGGACGGAGGCGGGAUUGCAGAGGAGCCCAGCACUAGCUCCAGUUCAGCAGCUUCAAGCAGCAGAGCUCCCCCCUCAGAUGAAGUACGAGCACCCAUUCCCCAGAAGCAGGACAUAUUGGUGGAACCGGAACCAUUGUUUGGAGUGCCAAAGCGAAGAAGACCUGCUCGAUCUAUAUUUGAUGGUUUCCGAGACUUCCAAACAGAAACAAUUCGCCAGGAACAGGAGCUGCGUAACGGUGGAACAGUGGAUAAGAAACUGAGCACCCUGGCAGACCUUUUCCGUCCUCCCAUUGAGCUCAUGCACAAAGGCAGCUUUGAGACGGCUAAAGACUGUGGACAACUGGAGAACAAGUGGCUUAUGAUCAACAUUCAAAAUGUUCAGGACUUUGCCUGCCAGUGCCUGAACAGAGAUGUUUGGAGUAACGAUGCAGUGAAGACCAUCAUCAGAGAACACUUUAUAUUCUGGCAGGUUUAUCAUGAUAGUGAGGAGGGACAAAGAUACAUCCAGUUCUAUAAGCUGAACAAGUUCCCCUAUAUUUCCAUCCUCGAUCCCCGAACAGGUCAAAAAAUGGUGGAGUGGAAUCAGCUGGACGUGGCGUCGUUCCUGGAGCAGACGACCGGCUUCCUGGCAGAGCACGGGCAGCUAGAUGGGCCGUCCUGUCACGCACCUCCUGCCAAACGGGCUCGCUCUGAGAGUUUGAUCGAUGCCAGUGAAGACAGUCAGCUGGAGGCAGCGAUCCGAGCCUCCCUACAGGAGACCCACUACGAGUCCUCAAAUGCCCCCGAGCCCCCCGAUUCCCCCCGAUCCGACGACGAAUCCGACGCAGAGCCUUUCUCCGACAGCGAGGGUCCCAUCUCUGUUGACGGCUCAGACAGCGAAGUGCCAGUACCCCACGAAGAGAAAAGUUUUACCAGCAAACACACACCGCUCCCUCCGGCCAAUGCGGCUCAGCAGCGUCUACAUCCCGAUAGUUCCACUUCUUCCCAUAGAAAGUCUCCGUACAAAGAAAACAACCACAGUCACAAGAAGGAGGAGAGCAAAAAGAACCACCUGGAGCCCUCGGCUGCCGGUCCUCGUCAUCCUCAGCCUGAAGCAGAUUCUGGAGGCAACCACUGUCCCCCAGCGGCGGAAAGCGCCGGACCUUCCAAGACCAGCACCACCAAAACCUGUGACGGGGACUGUCCUGACGACAAUGGUCCCAAAGCCAGGUUGAUGCUCCGUUACCCAGACGGACAGAGAGAACAAAUUUCCUUGUCUUCUAAAGCAAAACUUUUGGCCCUGGUAAGACACGCCCAGUCCAAAGGUUACCCUAAUGAACGCUUCGAACUCGUCACCAACUUUCCCAGAAGGAAGCUGGCCCACUUGGACUAUGACAUCACGCUGCAGGAGGCGGGGCUUUGUCCACAGGAGACUGUAUUUGUUCAGGAGAGGAACUAGCCUUGUCAGACUCACUCACUUUCGCUUGACUGUAUCUCUCUGUGAUAGACCUCACCCUCUCACCAAUGAUCUGGGACGAUGUCACUGGCCUUGAUCCCGAUACCUUUCUGUUGUCCUGGAAUUAGGCCCCGAUUUUGCCAAGACAGCUCUCAGUGGAUGGACUACUUUCCCCGCCACUCCACUAAUCUGAAUACUGAUGUCUCUACUGACAGCCUAAUACCUUUGUACUGCUCUACAAUUGGCCAGUAAGGUGUACGGAUGCCGGCACUCUUUCAUUUUUUUAAAAAUUGCGAUUUAUUCUUUUCUGAUAAAGGCUUCAUUUUUGUUCUGAACUCGGAGGCACAUCAGGAAAU
This is a messenger RNA of Anarrhichthys ocellatus (wolf-eel), 1973 nucleotides long. RefSeq names its product UBX domain protein 7 (gene ubxn7). Gene Ontology annotation, biological process: proteasome-mediated ubiquitin-dependent protein catabolic process. Bases 1 to 1620 code for a protein of 539 amino acids. The transcript has 11 exons. NCBI's taxonomy places the organism in Eukaryota, Metazoa, Chordata, Actinopteri, Perciformes, Anarhichadidae. The record is from RefSeq and is a predicted model, not a curated record. Gene Ontology annotation, molecular function: ubiquitin binding. Gene Ontology annotation, cellular component: nucleus.